Miscanthus lutarioriparius is the source of this 585-nucleotide messenger RNA. The record is from the annotation of a GenBank genome assembly. NCBI's taxonomy places the organism in Eukaryota, Viridiplantae, Streptophyta, Magnoliopsida, Poales, Poaceae.
AUGGAUUCCAGGAUCUCCCUCCUCUGCUCCCUCGUCCUCGCCUCCUCCCUCCUGCACUGCGCCAGAUCCGACGGCAAUGACGCUCAGCUUCUCAAGGGCAUCAACAGCUACAGGUCCUCCCUCAAGGUCCCGGCGCUGACGGAGAACAAGAACGCGGCGUGCCUCGCUGAGCAGCUCGUGAAGCAGUUCAAGGGGCAGCAGUGCACCAACACCACGGGCGCCAACACCGUCAUCGGCACCGAGCAGCAGUUCCCGGACUACCCAAAGUACCUGGACCACUGCCACCUCAAUGCGUCGGUGACCGAGGACGGCCAGGUGAUGCCGGCGUGUGUGCCGGGCCUCGUCCCCGCCGUCGUGCUCACCAACUACACCAAGUCGCAGUACAACCGGUUCCUGAAUGACAGCCAGUUCUCCGGUGUCGGGAUCGCUAAUGAGGGCGACUGGGUGGUGGUUGUCCUCAGCACCAGCACGGGCUCCGGUGACUACUCGCCGGCUCCGCCGGGCUCCAACUGGGCGGUUUCGGCUCAGCCCUUCAGCCAACUGGUUCUUUUGUUGAUAGGAUUUGUGAUCUUGCUGAUGAAGUGA